AUGCUGUUUUCAAAGGACACACUCAAGUCGUUUGCACAGUCGAAAGGAAUAGCAAACAUCGACGAUGAUGCAUUGAGAGUGCUAUCCCAGGACCUAGAGUAUCGUAUUAAGGAGGUGUGCCAAGAGGGAGGGAAGUUCAUGCUUGCGUCUAAAAGGUCGAAGCUAUCGAUCGACGAUAUCAACUAUGCGCUGAUCAGCAGGAAUGUUGAUCCGCUGUUUGGAUACGAUCCGCAGGAGAGCCUUGUGUUCAGAGGGCUGCCAUCAAAUGCAUACUAUGUUCCUGAUGAGGAGAUUGAUCUUGAGGAGUACCUUGACCGUCCACUACCAAAGAUUCCCUUGAGGCCUUCAAUCCAAUCUCACUGGCUAGCAAUCGAGGGUGUACAGCCACAGACUCCGCACAACCCAAUACUGCUUGAAAAGCCUACUGUGAAGAAGGAUACGCUUGGGAUGUACCAAGAAGAGCUCGAGCUGAAGUCACAAAACAAGCACAUGCUUACAAAAGAGCUGAGCAUGUACUUUGACAAGAUCAUCCAGGCAAUGGAGACGGAUGAGGAGACGGCCAUUAACUGCCUGCAUAACGAAAGCGGCAUCCAACAGCUUGUUCCGUACUUUGUGCAUCACUUUAACGAGCAGAUAGUGAAGAACAUAAAAAGCAAGGACCGGCUAAGAACAAUCACAAUGAUGUACUAUUCGUUGCUAAGGAACAAGUACAUAUUUAUUGAUCCAUAUCUACACCAGAUCUUGCCAUCGCUUAUCACAUGCGUGAUUGGGAAGAGCGUGGAUGAUGAAGUCAGAAAGGUAGCUUCCGAAGUAGUCAAGCAUGUGUUCAGCAGCUUUUCAUGCUCAUACAAGACACUUGCGCCACGUAUCAUCAACACAUUGAGCAAAGCAUGGCUUGACAAGCAAAAGACAGAAUCGACGCAAUGGGGCGCACUGUUUUGUUUGAGCAUACUCUCCGAGCAUGUUGUAGAGACAGUCAUAAAGCCAAAAGCAGAUUACUAUCGAGAGGAAAUCAGCAACCCACGAGUAUCUGAUCUUCUAAGCAAGAUUUUGCAUAAAUAA
Messenger RNA from Ordospora pajunii, 1062 nucleotides. RefSeq names its product TATA box binding protein associated factor. Gene Ontology annotation, biological process: RNA polymerase II preinitiation complex assembly; transcription initiation at RNA polymerase II promoter. Gene Ontology annotation, molecular function: protein heterodimerization activity; RNA polymerase II general transcription initiation factor activity; transcription coactivator activity. Lineage: Eukaryota; Fungi; Microsporidia; Ordosporidae. The coding region runs from base 1 to 1062 and encodes 353 amino acids. The record is from RefSeq and is a predicted model, not a curated record. The transcript has a single exon. Gene Ontology annotation, cellular component: transcription factor TFIID complex; SLIK (SAGA-like) complex; SAGA complex.